Molecule: messenger RNA, 882 nt
Organism: Fonsecaea multimorphosa CBS 102226
Lineage: Eukaryota; Fungi; Ascomycota; Eurotiomycetes; Chaetothyriales; Herpotrichiellaceae
Exons: 1
Coding region: 1-882 (293 amino acids)
Source: RefSeq, a predicted model, not a curated record
AUGACGCGUUCUACCAACGAACCAGUACGUGGCAUCUUUAAGCUGACGUACAAUUCGGACGUAUCCAUCUAUUAUGAACUCUCCUGCCCUCCCGCAAGCGAUAACGCCAAACCCAUUAUAGCGCUCUCCAAUCCCCUGGCUGCCUCCUUGGAUCACUGGGACAAAUUCACAGACGAAUUUUCACCCUUUUAUACUAUCCUUCGGUAUGAUUCCCGAUUCCAUGGACGGUCACCGCUGGGAUCCAGCGGCAAGCCAGAAUAUGAUUUCAAGGCAGCAGCGUCAUCUUUGACAAUGGCGGAUCUAGCACAAGAUCUAAAAGAUUUGCUUGACCAUCUGGCAAUACCGAAGCUACACGCGUUGAUUGGACUCAGUAUCGGGGGCGGAGUGGCAUUGGUCUUUGGCGCCAUGUAUCCCGAGCUGGUCGAGCAGGUUCUGGUCGUAGGAAGCAGGGCGAAAACAGACAGGGAGGUAAACGAGACAUUUGAUGCCCGAAUCAAAUUCGGAUGGGACAAUGGCACGGCCUCUCUCGCGGCACAGAGCAUGAACAGGUGGUUCCCUGAGCCGUGGCUGAGGGAUCACCACGACGAGGCGCAGAAAAUGGAAAAGAUGCUUUCCAUGCAGAGUAUGGAGGGAUACGAAGUGAGCGUGGGUGCUUUGAAGAAGUUGGACCUGUGGCCAUACGUAGAAAAAGUACGGGAGCUUGCUGAUGGUCAUCGCUUCUUGUUCAUGGCGGGUGAAAGAGAUGGAAGCGUCACCGACGAAACUCGAGCAAUGGCGGAGCGCGCAGGUAGUGAGGUGGUCAUUUUGCAGGGGCUAGGGCACAUGGUUAAUAUCGAGGGGCCAGAGGCGUUUCAUGCCGCGGUACGGAGGAGAAUUGCAUGA